AUGAAGGGUGUCGCCGCCGAGCUCCCGCCCGGCAUCCCCGGCUGGCGGCGGCUCGCCCUGCCUCUGUCCUGGCCGGCCGGGGAGCCCCAGGCGCCGCGGGAUCAUAGCCGGAUCGAGCUGGGAGAUGUGACGCCACACAACAUUAAGCAGCUGAAGAGGUUAAAUCAGGUCAUUUUUCCUGUCAGCUACAAUGACAAGUUCUACAAGGACGUGCUGGAGGUUGGCGAACUAGCCAAAUUAGCAUAUUUCAAUGAUAUUGCAGUGGGUGCGGUGUGCUGCAGAGUGGAUCACUCUCAGAACCAGAAGAGACUUUACAUCAUGACACUUGGAUGCCUGGCACCCUACCGAAGGCUAGGAAUAGGAACUAAAAUGUUGAAUCACGUCUUAAACAUCUGUGAGAAAGAUGGCACUUUUGACAACAUCUAUCUGCAUGUCCAGAUCAGCAACGAGUCAGCAAUCGACUUCUACAGAAAGUUUGGCUUUGAGAUCAUUGAGACGAAGAAAAACUAUUACAAGAGGAUAGAGCCAGCAGAUGCUCAUGUCCUGCAGAAAAACCUCAAAACCCCUUGUCUUGGCCAGAACGCAGAUGUGCAAAAGACCGACAACUGAACAAAACCCCAAUGAACACUUUCUUGCACUUGCUUGUCGCCAAAUAAGGAAAGAGAGGCCUGUUGAUUUUUUUUUUUUUUUUUUCC
This is a messenger RNA of Emys orbicularis (European pond turtle), 695 nucleotides long. It is a transcript of the gene NAA50, whose product is annotated as N-alpha-acetyltransferase 50, NatE catalytic subunit. Gene Ontology annotation, biological process: mitotic sister chromatid cohesion. Gene Ontology annotation, cellular component: NatA complex. The coding region runs from base 1 to 609 and encodes 202 amino acids. Gene Ontology annotation, molecular function: N-acetyltransferase activity. NCBI's taxonomy places the organism in Eukaryota, Metazoa, Chordata, Testudines, Emydidae. The transcript has 6 exons. The record is from RefSeq and is a predicted model, not a curated record.